AGACUUAAAGAAAGGCAGGGGUAUGAAUCAAGUUGCAAUAAUUUUGGUUCCUUUACUAUCAGUGAUAAAAAAGAUAAAGAUAGUUAUUGUUUUUGUGAGAAAAUUGGGCCUAUUAAGGUUGUGGAUGUCAUAAAAUCAACGGAAUCGGAUAUAAUUAUUUGUAAAGCUUUUCAAAAAAUCGAAAACUAUUUUACUGAACCUCUUCAUUCAUCCACGAGUUUGGGCAUAGUUGUAGCAAGUGAUUUGGCCAUUGAAACAGUUCAAAUUGCCUUCAAAGAUAUAAAAUAUAAAUAUUUUUGUAUUCCGUUUGGUGGCAAGUUUCUGUUAAUACCCCUGCUGCACCAUUUGUUUCACGAUUUUUUUAACUUUACCACACAUUCAUAAUUAACAAAUUACCGAUAAUUAUAGUUUAAGUAAUUGCAAAAAAUAUGAAAUUAUUGCACAUGAAUUCUAGCAACUCUAUUUUGGACGAGUCCUUCGUUGAUGAAACCCAAUUAAAUGCGAACCAGCCUGCAAUUGUCAGAAGAUGCUUUGAUGAAACAACUUCCGACGAAGUGAUGGAGGUUAGGGAGGAAAGCAGAAAUGGGCAACAGAGACCCGAUAAUAAAGAGAUUCUGGAUGCCUUGGAAGUCAUAACCCUACGUUUGGCUACGAUCGAAACUAAUCAAGUUGUCCUGCAAAAAAACCAGGAAAUAAUUAGCCGCCAAGUCGAAGAACUUGUCGAGAAGAUGGUUAAUAAGUCGGAAAUGUUGGCAGAAAACAAAAUCCUGAGAGAGUGCAAAGUGACUUUGCAAAAGAUUGAACUGUCAAUUGGACGUAUGACUGGCGAGGUACGAGACCAAAUUUUAGAUGAGGUGGCGAGCAUUUUUCCAAUCAAUUCAAUUACUUCCGUCAGUGAUAUUGAGGACAAAAUUAUGAAUCGUCCGGAAUACGCUCAAGCAAUGAUAACGUACUUCCACAAAUUGAAAGGAGCAUCCGAAGACGUCUCUACGGUAUUGAAAUACAUUUUCACUGACGAACUAUUACUGAAUUUUAAUUGGGAUGGCAGGUGGGAGAAACAGGCUCUUUGCAAAUUAAAAUUAGUCGAGAUGUGUCUGCGAGAUGUUUUUAAAACACAGGCGUCGUAUGACUUUCAAAAGGCGGUGAAAAGGUCAAUCGAGCUUAGCCAUCACCGAUUGAAGCAGAAAAAGUACGAGCUUAAUAAAUCUAAGAAAUAAUAGAUUAAUUUAUGUAAUUUUAAGUUUACUUUUCCUCGUAUUAAUAAGUUCCACAUUUGAGUAAUAAUUUAUGAAGCGGCCCCCUAAAAUGUCACAAAGGUAUAAGAAUUAAUUUUUGCAUUCAACACAGAUUGUAUCCUAAUAUAUUGGGCCCUAUCUGCGGUUAAGCCUAGAUAUGUGUAUAUGCCAGAAAUAUACUUUGCAGAAGUUGAAAAUCUGUUUAAAACGUUUUUCUUAAUUAAACACUUAGUUAAAUAUUUUUCGUUAAAUAUUUCUGUAAUUGCAAUUGCUGCGAAUUGAAUUUCAUGAAACUUUUGUGAAAAUGUAAGCGUCUUGCCUAUCUAAAAACUAGAUAUUAACUAUUGAAUAAGAUUCCAAUCGUAUCAAUAAUUUCACGUCAUUGCCUAAAAUUUCCACUCGACUAGAGUAUUAAUACGGAAAAACUUGGCAGCA
Rhagoletis pomonella (apple maggot) is the source of this 1670-nucleotide messenger RNA. RefSeq lists its product as uncharacterized. The record is from RefSeq and is a predicted model, not a curated record. Bases 429 to 1217 code for a protein of 262 amino acids. Lineage: Eukaryota; Metazoa; Arthropoda; Insecta; Diptera; Tephritidae. The transcript has 7 exons.